This is a messenger RNA of Phytophthora nicotianae INRA-310, 954 nucleotides long. RefSeq lists its product as hypothetical. The transcript is spliced from 2 exons. The coding region runs from base 1 to 954 and encodes 317 amino acids. The record is from RefSeq and is a predicted model, not a curated record. NCBI's taxonomy places the organism in Eukaryota, Oomycota, Peronosporomycetes, Peronosporales, Peronosporaceae.
AUGGCCAAGACCCGCUCGAGCAAUUCGAGCACCUCCGACGCGGAUGAAGACCGAGUGACAGCGCCGAUCUUCACGCCAACGCUACCACCACGCCUCACGAGCACAUCGCACGCUGCUUUGGUGAAGUGGCGACGUGAACGCCGUGAAUACGAAGAGACGAUCCGUAGCCGAGCCAAGGACAGUGCUGCCGACCUGAUCGUUCCUGUCAAGAGCACUUUCGACGAGGGGUUACUACGCAUGUGGUGCCUGCUCCGUUGGAAGCUCUCAAUUGAUGAUGUCACUGACAGCCACAUUUUGGCUGAAGUUGACAAAAUCAUUGAUAGCGUCAAAAACAACGAUGUUCCAGACAUCGAUGUUGAGAUGCGCGAGCAACUCCGAAUGGAUUUAUCUGAAUCCGACGUUAGUGAAAGGGUAAUUCAGUACUUCAAGAAGUGUUACGAAAUUGUCGACGACCAUGGGUGGAGAGUUUUCUUCACUGGCUUGGAUGGAAGGAAACAAUUGUGCCGCAUUUUGAUCGCAUCACUCGAGCCCCAAGCGCUCCGUGAUGAAGUGGAGAGAGCUGUCCGUUUUCAAUCGCGCAAAGCGAAAGAAGACGAAGUUGCCCUUCACGACCUCAUCUUGACGAAAGCUCUCGACCAAGAAAAAGCUUUCCAGAGUCUUAAACGCUCAAAGCGCGACCGAGGAGAGCGUGAGACGGGACGCCCAUCAGCACGUGGUACCGGAAAUCCCCCGAACAAGAAGCAGCGAGUUGUCGAGACAAGCAAAGGUGGCCCGCGACCUCCUCUAAAGUCCGAAACGGACCGACCCAAGGUGCCACCGACACCGUGUCCGCACUGCAAUGACAUGCAUUGGCUCUCAGAGUGCCCUACGGCCACGGACGAUCAAAAGGCUGAGAUCCGCCGUAAGUUGCGAGCCCAGCGAGCCGACGACAGCAAACGCAAGUGGAGCAGAUAG